Molecule: messenger RNA, 1527 nt
Organism: Aplosporella prunicola CBS 121167
Lineage: Eukaryota; Fungi; Ascomycota; Dothideomycetes; Botryosphaeriales; Aplosporellaceae
Exons: 2
Source: RefSeq, a predicted model, not a curated record
AUCAGAGACUGGCAAUGGGAGAUAUCAACGGCAGUCCUCAGCCUAGCCUGCACGAUUGCAGUGUUUGCUGUUCUUUUGGUCUACCAGGGAAAACCUACUUCCGAGUGGAAAACACCACAUGGCAUUACCCUCAACACACUCGUCGCCAUCCUGUCAACACUUGGAAGAGGGGCGUUAUUAGUACCAGUAACCUCAUGCAUCAGCCAACUCAAAUGGCUACACUUCAUGGGUUCCCCGCGCCGGCUCCACGAUAUUGAAAUGUUUGACGAAGCCAGCAGAGGCCCAUGGGGCGCAUUCACGUUUCUCUGGAGGCUACGUUUACGAAGUAAGCUUGCGGCUUGGGGAUCGCUUAUUAUGGUCCUUUCUACCGCCGUGGGACCGUUCACUCAACAACUAAUUACAUACCCCGUAAGGUCAAUACACCACGAAAACGCAGAGUUAGGGGUCGCGCACAUCCUUGACUCACGUCCAGAAUAUAAGAAUCACGUCGUCGACGGAUCAGCAUUCAAUGGUAUUUCACCAAAACUUCAAAGUGCCAUUUACAGUGGCCUGUAUAACCUCGGAAAUCCAGUCCAGUUCACCUGUCCUUUCGGAAACUGCCGCUGGAACGCGUUUUCGACCCUCGGAGUGGCCAGCAAAUGCAGAAACUCUACUAUAGGGACACACAUAUCUUGUGAACCUAGACACGGAGGUAAUGUCCUGCAGUAUUGUAACUACACUACACCAAAUGGAUUCCUCUUCAACAUUGUGGAAAGCGGAGUCUUGAUAUCUACUGCAAAGUCUUAUAAUGACCCCUCUGGAAUAUCGCCUAUGAACAGCACAAUCUUGGAACUUGCCGUUAUAAAAGUAGGAUUCCCUAUCAUAGAUCACAUGCCGCCGCGGGUUGCAGAAAUUACAGAAUGCGAAUUGAGGUGGUGCGCGACGACAUUCCUAAACGCCUCUGUCGUCAAUGGCACAUUCCACCCGGGACCUACCUAUACCACAGAACUAGCUUUAACGGAUACAGAAAGAUGGUUUGCAAGCUCGUACAACUUUAAAACAGCCAACGAUGAACAACUAUUUGGCAACCCAAAUUUCACGAUAGGUAGCGAGGAUGAUUACAAUAUCAAAAGCUUUCUUGCCGAAAUAUUCUCGACCGAUAGCUACAAGUCCGUUGGAAUUGUCCUUCGGAACUCAUCCAGUUUCCCGGACCUAAUGGCCAAUAUCAGUAGAGGUCUAACCUAUGCCAUUGGUAGCAACCUUCGUGCCACAACUUUACUUGGCAACUCAACUACAACCGAACAGUUCGUAUCAAUCAGUUGGCCGUGGAUUGCGUUACCCAUGUCAGAAGCUUUCAUGGGGAUUCUUUUUCUCAUCAGUACGAUACUGGUAUCAAAACGCCGAGGCGUGACAACCUGGAAGUCUUCUAGCAUUCUGCCGCUUUUGAUCCAGGUAGAAGGCUGGGAGAAAGAAGACCUGGUUGCUGCAUCUUUGGACGGAAUCGAACGGAAGUCGAAACGUAUGCAUGGCUUAGUGCAAGCUGGAGAG